Molecule: messenger RNA, 1125 nt
Organism: Chaetomium fimeti
Lineage: Eukaryota; Fungi; Ascomycota; Sordariomycetes; Sordariales; Chaetomiaceae
Product: Ribonuclease/ribotoxin
Exons: 2
Coding region: 212-856 (214 amino acids)
Molecular function (GO): RNA binding; RNA endonuclease activity
Source: RefSeq, a predicted model, not a curated record
ACGCGUAAUUUAGGGGUGUUGCUUCUUGGGAGCAAUUCAGCUCAGUUUUUUUCACUUUUCAUGCCGAAUUGAAGCGACGUUGUACGGAUACGGAUCAUUGCCAUCCUCCCACCCUCGCACUCGGUCACACCAUUCCAGACCGAUCACAUCAUUGACCGGAACAAGGAAACAAACGUCAAUCACCCCCAAUCAACACCCCCGUGCCACCACCAUGCGCAACCUCAUUUCCACGCUGGCCCUGGCCCUCUAUGCCUCGGCCGCCGCCGCCGAUGCGACCCUCGACCGGCGGCAGGGCACCAGCGCCCUCGCCAACGUCACCUGCGGCCGAAACACCUACUCCCGGUCGCAGAUCGAGGACGCCGUCUUCGAGGGCUGCAGCCUCCACGCCGCGGGCGAGCAGCUCGGCAACAGCCGCUACCCCCACCGCUUCAACAACCGCGAGGGCCUCACCUUCGCCACCGCCGGCCCCUACCAGGAAUUCCCCAUCCUCUCCAGCGGCGCCGUCUACUCCGGCCGAUCCCCCGGCGCCGACCGCGUCGUCUUCAACCCCGACUACGAGGGCAGCUGCGUGUACGUGGGCGCCAUGACGCACACGGGCGCGCCCACCCGCAACGGCUUCGUCGAGUGCGACGAGGUCGCGGGCGACGAGUCGGGCGGCACCACCACCACGCUGAGCCCCAGCAGCAGCGGCACGGCGUCGGGCACGGCGUCGGCGCCGACGGGGACGGAGACGGGGACGGGGUCGGAGGAGGACCCGGAGGAUAAUGCUGCUGCUGCUGCUGGGCUGCACGGGGUGCUGGGGGUGGGUGUUCAGAUGGUUGUGGGGGGGUUGGUGGGGGGUUUGUUGUGGUUGUAGACUGGCUGUCUCGUUGUUGGACUGUCCUGUUGGGGCAUGAGAUGUCUGCGCCCUGGGGAGCGAGGGAUAGGUCGCGCCGUGGUGUGUGGCGGAUUGAGGGGGGUGCGCCGCUUACUAACCGGGGAGCAGAGCUGGGUGUUUGAACCUCUUUUGGAUACACAUCGAGAUAAAGGAGAUAAAGGAGAAAGAGGCUUGCAUUAACAUUCUAAUAUGAGCAUAAUCUAAUCUUCCAACGAUCAUCAACCAAAGUUGGAACGCUUUGACUGCGG